AGAAGGUCCGACCUUGGGCGAAGGAACGACAAACUUUAAGGAAAAGUACCAGUCCUUGAAGGAGAAGCACAAACGGCUGAAGCAGAAAUACAGAGAAUUGAAGCGCAGAUUUGAUCAAAGUGAUAAUAACAUAGAGCUUUUCGAUGGAUCAGAUGUAAGGAUCGAGUCUUCUGUGCUGGCGUCCAUGAGAGUGAUGUCACCAAAACCUACCAUACUUGCAAGAAAUCUCUUUAGACAGCUAUUCUCUGCUGAGGAGCUAUCCAACCACUCAUUGUUUGGGAAGAAAUCCAAUGCUAAUCGCGGAAGGGAGACGCUCCCGGAAAUAGAUAGUGUUCGAAGGGAUGCCGUAAUAAAUUUCAUACUGAAAGACGAAGGCUUUGGUGAAGCGCCAGAGACGGGUAACCCAGCUGCUGACAAGGUCUUCAUAAAAGCAAAGAAGACCCUAAAAAACGAGCUGCGGAAGACAUUGUCUGAAUUCCUCAGGGAGGAGAAGGCGAAGGCACGGGAUGGUAACAAUCAAUAAAUAUUCUAAUGAUUAUUGUUGUAUAUUACCCAAUAAUAAAUUCCCUGAAUAAAGAUACAAUCAAAGAUAUAAGUUAUAUCUUUGAUGUAUCUUUAAUAUUUUGUUAUAUCAUAUAACAAAAUAUUUCGUUAUAAUUCUUUAUGCAUAAAAACCAGCCAAUUCUCGUACCAAAAAUUUCGACAUAAUAAAUUAUGUACAUUGCAACCGAAACAAAUUAGUAUGCAUAACUAACUCGACAUAACCAAAUGGAAUAA
Folsomia candida is the source of this 777-nucleotide messenger RNA. RefSeq lists its product as uncharacterized. NCBI's taxonomy places the organism in Eukaryota, Metazoa, Arthropoda, Collembola, Entomobryomorpha, Isotomidae. Bases 185 to 523 code for a protein of 112 amino acids. Gene Ontology annotation, molecular function: DNA binding. The transcript is spliced from 4 exons. The record is from RefSeq and is a predicted model, not a curated record.